UAGAACGCGCCGAAAUCUAACUUUGAAGAUCUGACUCUCUUUUUACAGAGUAAUGAAUUUUUAUAACAUUUUCAUCAGUAAUUAUACAGUUGCGUUAAUUUGUUGAGUUGUUAUUCGUUGCGGACAGGCAAUAUCUUUUUGCUCACUUUAGGUUUCCUCUUCCUAAUAAUAAUAAGAAACACUUAUCUGGAUCUGUUCUAAAUUAAACCAUGACGGUACCAUUUUCAGGUGCGGAUGGCAGGGACCAGCACUCGCGCAUCCACACGCGUAGCACGCCCGGCUUCCUGGAGCGUCUUAGCGAGACGACAGGGGGGAUGUUGGUGGGAGUAGCGUUGUUUUUCCUCUCCUUCUACGUGCUCUUCACCAACGAGGGCAGGGCAAUACAUACAUCUUCCUCUCUAGACGAGGGUCUAUCUCAGAUCGUCUCCCUACAUCCAGACACUUACGUGGAUUCCAAGAAUAACAACCGCCUCAUCCACCUGUCUGCUCCCCUGCGCACAUCCCAGCCUUUAUAUGAUCCAAACUACAAAGUAGCAGUUCAGGCUGUGAAGCUGAAGAGAAGUGUGGAGAUGUACCAGUGGGUGGAAUAUCAGGACACCCGGGAAUACAAAGAGGGAGAUGAAACCAAAACAGAGACUACGUAUACGUACAAUACGGAGUGGAAAUCGGAGGUUGUCAACAGCAGACAUUUUGAUAAAGAGAUCGGCCACAUGAAUCCCAGUGCAAUGGCAGUGGAGAGUGUAACAGUAGUGGCCCCUGAGGUCUGGCUUGGACAGUUUUUCCUCUCCAAAGGACUGAUUGAUCAGAUCAAUAAUUUCCAGACUCUGAGUCUAGGAGGACUUCCUUUUACAGACCCCUUUCUGACUGUGUAUGAAAAUUAUUUCUACCACACUGGCAACCCACGGAGACCAGAGGUUGGAGACGUGCGUGUACGUUUCUCCUAUGCUGGACUCAGUGGUGAAGGUUACUCUCCUGGGCCAGCUCAGACAGUGAGUGUGGUGGCCAUGCAGAAGGGGGAUAACCUGGUGCCUUUUAGGACCCAGUCAGGGGGCAUGCUGGAGAUCCUCUACCUGGAAGAGCUCACUGCUGAGGAGGUGUUUGCAAGAGAACAUCAGCUCAAUAAUAUGAAAACGUGGGCUCUGAGACUGGCUGGCUGGCUCCUCAUGUUUCUUGGCAUCAGUCUGACCACACGCAUCGUGUAUACUCUCGUGGACUGGGUCCCUGUCCUGAGAGAUCUGGUCUCUGUGGGUCUGAAGCUCUUCGCUCUCUGCUUGUCCUGCUGUCUCUCGCUCCUUACCAUUGCUGUCGGCUGGCUCUUCUACCGCCCCCUGCUGGCAGGGCUGAUAGGGGCACUCGCGCUUCUCCCCAUCAUAAUUGCCCGGUUAGGAGCACUUUCGAAGAAACAAAAGUGACUCUUAAAGAGCAGGGCAGUGGUUUCAUAAAUUCAGAUUUGUCCAAAUUAAACAAAGUCCAACUGUGGCCACUGUCCUUUCUGAUUCUCUUACUGGACAUUCUGGCCUUUUGGUGAAGGCUAUCUAGCUAACCAACAGAUCUGCCUUUGUGAUUCACCACUGCAUAAGCACACUUAACGUUGCGUCAUGAUCUCAGCACUGUGCUGCAUGGUGUGAUUUAAUCUCACACACACACACACACAGACAGUAUAUAUAUAAAAUCAAGUUGCCACUGUUGAGCCCCUGAGCAA
This is a messenger RNA of Electrophorus electricus (electric eel), 1702 nucleotides long. RefSeq names its product transmembrane protein 43 (gene tmem43). Lineage: Eukaryota; Metazoa; Chordata; Actinopteri; Gymnotiformes; Gymnotidae. The record is from RefSeq and is a predicted model, not a curated record. Gene Ontology annotation, cellular component: nuclear inner membrane. Gene Ontology annotation, biological process: nuclear membrane organization; lipid metabolic process.